Molecule: messenger RNA, 5870 nt
Organism: Rosa chinensis
Lineage: Eukaryota; Viridiplantae; Streptophyta; Magnoliopsida; Rosales; Rosaceae
Product: retrovirus-related Pol polyprotein from transposon RE1
Exons: 1
Coding region: 1139-5653 (1504 amino acids)
Biological process (GO): DNA integration
Molecular function (GO): zinc ion binding; nucleic acid binding
Source: RefSeq, a predicted model, not a curated record
AAUAUUUCCGCGUAACCGUGACAAGCUUUACUGCACUUUCCCCCUUUUUUCUUCUUUUAUUCAACUUUGUUUCUUUUUACCAGUAGUAAAAUCGGACUAGCCUGUUGGACAGACAACCCCGAAAGGCUGGCAGACAACCCCGAAAGGCUGGCUUAAAUCAUGCCUUAUAUUAGGAAUAUUGCUUUUUGUAAUAAUAGAGUUUUUUGUAGAUAUGUAUAUAUAUGCUCUGUUAGUAGAGAUCAAAUACAACAUUCCCAAAACAUUCUCGUUCAGUUUGAUAUGGUAUCAGAGCAGAGAUCCAAUUUGGAAUCUGUUCCGCUGUGUUUUUUCUUUUGUUUCUCGGGUUCUUUUGAGUUCUUUUGGGUUCUUUUGUUUAAUACAGAUUGGUUAAUACUGACACUCUAGCCAAUUCUUUUCUUCUGAUCAAACACACUAUCUGAAACCCAUAAACCCAUAACCUUUUUUUUUUCUCAAGAAAAGCACAAAGCAUACCUGUUGAUCUCCGAGCCUCCAGUGCUACGACGUCCGUACUUCAUCCUCCUGGGCUCGUAUCCCAGCAGCCAUCCUGGGCUCGUUUUGCACCAGCUAACUCCAGUCCUUGAGUCCUUGGUAUCUCAUCUGAUCACCUCUGAUCGCAUGAUCACCUCUGAUCACCUCUGAUCGCAUCCAUCCUGCCCAGAUCGGCGUCAUCCAUCCCAGAUCGGCGUCAUCCAUCAGAGCGGCCCCUGCAAGCCAGCAACGCACGCCACCGCAGCCUCCAACGCAAGCCAGCAACGCACGCCAGCUCCACCGCAGCCUCCAGCUCCACCGCACGCCAGCUCCACCGCAGCCUCCAGUCUCCACCCACUGUCGCUGUUACAACACCCAAGUCGGCAAAACUGCACCUGCCCACGAGCGCAGUCCACUCGGCCCCGCCUGCGCAGAUCCCGGCCCCGCGCGGCUCCAAGCCUCCUGUCACCCUCCGCCUCACGCCUAGCACCUGCAAGAGAAAAAAGAGGGAGACAGAACGAAAGGGAGAAAUUUAUCACUGGUCUAGUGAUUCUGCUUGAAUUUAUUUAUUAAAAAAAAAAAAAAAAAAAAAAGGUAAGUAAAAAAAAAAAAAAAAAAAAAAAAAAAAAAAAAAAGGUAAGUAAGUAAGAUGGUGGAUUUGAUCGUAAGUGAUCCUCAGGCUACAGGAGCUACAUCUACAUCUGUGGCUCGUGAAGUUGUGAUUGUUCAAAAUGUAACAGAUAACUCAAGCUUUGGCGUCAAGCUUGAUGGCACAAAUUAUCAGUUAUGGCACAGGCUUAUGAAGAUCCAUAUUCAAGGGAUUGGAAAGUGGAGUUAUGUUAUUGGUAGCACUGCAAGACCUGCUGCAGGACCAAAAGCUGAUGAAUGGGACACAGCAAAUACUAACGUGAUGGGAAUUCUUCUAAAAGCAAUGACUCCAGAGGUAAUGCAGUUAUUUGCUAAUUUUGAUUCUCCCAGAGCAAUUUGGGACUCUGUUGCUGCUACUUAUUAUGAUGGAAGUGACUUUGCCCGUGUUCAUGAAUUAAAUGUCAAAGCUUUCAAAAUAACUCAAAGUGGACAGCCUGUUGCAACAUUUUUUGCAAAUUUGAAGACAAUCUGGCAGGAGCUUGAUCAGAGAAAUCCUAAUCCUAUGACUUGUGAAGCAGACAUCACUACCUACAGGAGUGAGCAAGAUAAGAUGCGUGUUCAUGUCUUUCUUGCUGGUCUCGAUCCUCAUUUCGAAGGGGCAAAGAAUGAGUUAUUGCGUCUUGCAACUCCUCCAACGUUGGAGCAAGCCUUUGCUUAUAUUCGAAAAGAUGAAGCCAACAAAGUUGCUGCCAAGGGACUUCAUACUGACAUUUCAGUUUUAGCAGUCCAGGCUAGAUCACCUCAAUCUUCGUCUCCUCAGUAUGGGAGUUCAUCUCAUAUCCCAUCUCUAAAUCACUAUCGACCUCGGAGCCAGGUGUACCAACAGAAUCAGAAUUAUAGCCGAGGGCUGGUUCCGGUUAAUAACCAAAUGACUUGCAACUAUUGUAAGGAAGUUGGUCAUUUCAAGAAUGAAUGCCCUAAGCUGCGAAGGUUUAAUUCAAACAAUUCCGGUUGGAGAGGAGGAAGUAAUACUGGAGGAAGUAGAGGUCAGAGAGGCAAAGCAGCAAUCCAAAUGGUGCCAGAACCUGAUUUCUAUGGUGUCGAAGGGCGAGACCCCUCUAAGGGUAAUGUUUCCUUGACUAAGGAAACUCGAGGUAAAAUUGGUAUUGCUUUACAUAUUUCUGACUUUACUGGUAGUGAUACAUGGAUAAUUGAUUCUGGUGCGUCCGAUCAUAUGACCUACGACAAGUCUUUAUUUGUGUCUAUGUCAUCUCCUUCUAUAUCUCAUGUCUCUAAUGCAAAUGGUGUGUCUUUUCCGGUCUUAGGUAUUGGGUCUAUUCAAGUUACACCAUCCAUUAUUUUACAUGAUGUCCUUUAUGUGCCCUCGUUGUCUCAUCAUCUGUUAUCUGUAUCUCAAUUGAAUUCACAGAAUAAGUGCUCAGUAACCUUUUAUCCAAUGUAUGUUGUUUUUCAGAAUCUAUGCAAUCGGGUGAUCAUGGGCAAGGGAGACCUGAGGGGGAGACUGUUUCAUUUGGAUUGCAUGUACGCAGGACAAACACAAGAACCAGAACAACCUUUAGCCCUGACAUCGAGUUCUGAUCGACUGAGUGAGUUAUGGUUGUGGCACAGGCGUUUGGGUCACCCAUCUUUUGGAGUUAUGAAGAAGUCCAUGCCUUCGUUAUUUUUGGGAAUAAGUGAUUCUAGCUUGCAUUGUGAAACUUGUGCUUUGGCUAAGAGUCAUAGGUCUAGUUAUCCUUCGAGCUUUCAUUCUAGUACUAUGCCUUUUGAGUUAAUUCAUUCAGACUUGUGGGGUCCUUCUAAACAUUCUACCCUUUCUGGAAUGCGAUAUUUUGUGUUAUUCAUCGAUGACUUUACCCGAUUAUCUUGGGUGGUUCUACUUAAGUCCAAAGAUUCUGUCUUCUCUGCCUUUACAGCAUUUCAUAGUCUUGUUCGUACUCAAUAUGAUGCUCAUGUUAAGGUUUUUCGUUCCGAUAAUGGGGGUGAGUUUAUUAAUCAUUCUUUUCAUGAAUAUUUCCAACACCAUGGCAUAAUCCAUCAAACUUCCUGUCCACAGACACCAGAGCAAAAUGGGGUGUCUGAACGGAAAAAUCGUCACCUUUUGGAUAUGGCUCGAUCUCUUUUGCUUAGUGCUAACAUGCCUAAGUACCUCUGGGGAGAAGCUGUUUUGUGUGCUUCUCAUCUUAUCAAUCGCCUUCCAUCUGCUCCUCUUCAAGGUUGUGUCCCACUUGAGGUCUUGUCUAACUAUGUUUCUAUCCCAUCAUCUAAUACCCUUCCUGCUCGUGUCUUUGGUUGUGUUGCCUAUGUUCAUUUGUAUAAAAAUCAAAGGACAAAAUUGGAUGCUAGAGCCCUUAAGUGUGUGUUUGUUGGGUAUGGGUCUCAUCAGAAAGGUUACAAAUGUUAUCACCCUCAAUCCCAGAAGUUUUAUGUCACCAUGGAUGUUACUUUCAGUGAAGAUGUUUGUUAUUUCUUGCCUCCUGUGACUCCUAGUAAGGGGGAGAAGUCUUGUUAUUAUGAAGAUUUGUCUAAUAGGCAAAAUGAGUGUCUAGCAUAUGAGUUCUCAGAGUUGGAGGACCCAUCGUCUAAUAUUGAGAAGGAAAAUAGGGAAAACAGGGGUUCAUCCAGAGAAGAAGCUUUGAGCAAUGUAUUACCAACUGGUCAACCGGAUCAGUCUGACCAGUCGGCUGGGGAGACAAUUUUUGAUCAAGUGGAGGAUGAGGUUCUACCGUCUUCAGAUGGUGUUUUAGACAAUGCUUCAGUCUCUCCCUCCUCUUCAGCGGUCUCACCUGCUCAAUCAUCACCCGAGGUAUGUCCCAAUCCUUCCUUGUCUAAAAGUCCUUUUGUGUCAGGUAGUGUUCCUACCAAAACCUUACCCAGUCGUUCAACCCGUGGUCAACCUCCGAAACACUAUGAACCUACUCUAAGUGCUAAGACUAAAUACCCUGUUGCUAAUUAUGUGUCGACCCAUAGGUUAUCUAAACCAUAUGUAGCCUUUGUGAAUCAAUUAUCUUCUGUGUCUCUUCCUAGUAAAGUGCAGGAUGCCAUGAAGGAUGAGAAGUGGAUGAAAGCAAUGACAGUCGAGAUGGAUGCUCUUGAGAAGAAUUGUACGUGGGAGUUGGUGUCAUUACCACCAGGGAAGAAGACAGUUGGUUGUCGGUGGGUGUAUACAGUGAAACAUAAUUCGGAUGGUUCAGUGGAUCGGUACAAGGCGAGAUUAGUGGCUAAAGGGUAUACUCAGAAGUAUGGAGUGGAUUAUGAUGAGACAUUUGCACCAGUGGCCAAAAUUAACACAAUUCGGGUACUUCUCUCAUUAGCUGCUAAUCUUAAUUGGCCUUUGCAACAGUUUGAUGUUAAGAAUGCAUUCUUGCAUGGUGAUCUGCAUGAAGAAGUUUAUAUGGAUUUGCCUCCUGGAUAUGGUACUUCCACUGGAGAGCAGGUGGUGUGCAAAUUGAAGAAGUCGCUUUAUGGCUUGAAGCAGUCUCCCAGAGCCUGGUUUGGCCGGUUCACCAAGUUCAUGAAGAAAAUUGGGUAUCGACAAAGCAAUUCAGAUCAUACCUUGUUUCUUAAACAUCGGUGUGGUAAAGUGACUGCCUUGAUUAUCUAUGUUGAUGACAUGGUUGUGACAGGUGAUGACAUUGAGGAAAUUCAAAGGUUACAAGGUCAGUUGUCCUCUGAAUUUGAGAUGAAAGAUUUGGGUAAUUUGAAAUAUUUCUUAGGAAUUGAAGUUGCUCGUGGCAAGGAUUGUAUUGUGUUGAGUCAGAGAAAGUAUGUCCUAGACUUGCUGGCAGAAACAGGUAUGCUUGAUUGUAAACCGGCUGCUACUCCUAUCGAGCAGAACCAUCGGUUAGCAGAGUAUAUAGAUCAAGUACCUACAAAUAAAGGGAGAUACCAGAGGUUAGUUGGACGGUUGAUUUAUUUAUCCCACACUAGACCAGAUUUAGCUUAUGCAGUUAGUGUGGUGAGUCAGUUUAUGCAUAAUCCCAGUGAAGCCCAUAUGGAUGCUGUAUUUCGUAUUUUGCAGUAUUUAAAGUCUGCUCCAGGGAAGGGAUUAAUUUUUUCAAAAUACAGUCACUUGGAUGUUUCCGGAUAUACAGAUGCAGACUGGGCAGGUAAUAUUACAGAUCGCAGGUCUACUUCGGGCUACUUCACAUUUGUGGGUGGUAAUUUGGUUACUUGGAAGAGCAAGAAACAAAAGGUGGUGGCUCGCUCCAGUGCAGAAGCAGAAUAUAGAGGAAUGGCCCGAGGACUUUGUGAGAUGUUGUGGUUGAGAAAUUUGUUGAGAGAUUUGGGGUUCAUGCAAAAAAAGGCUAUGCCGCUUUAUUGUGAUAAUAAGGCUGCAAUUGAAAUUGCUCAUAAUCCAGUUCAACAUGAUCGUACGAAACAUGUAGAGGUAGAUCGACACUUCAUUAAAGAGAAGCUGGAUGCACAGGUCAUUUUGUUUCCCUUCGUUCCUACUGAAGAGCAAUUGGCGGAUAUUCUUACAAAGGCUCUAUCGAGUAAAGCUUUUUAUGACUCACUUGACAAGUUGGGCAUCCGUGAUCUGUAUGCACCAACUUGAGGGGGAGUGUUGGACAGACAAAGGUGGCAGACAACCCCGAAAGGCUGGCAGACAACCCCGAAAGGCUGGCAGACAACCCCGAAAGGCUGGCUUAAAUCAUGCCUUAUAUUAGGAAUAUUGCUUUUUGUAAUAAUAGAGUUUUUUGUAGAUAUGUAUAUAUAUGCUCUGUUAGUAGAGAUCAAAUACAACAUUCCCAAAACAUUCUCGUUCAGUUUGA